This is a messenger RNA of Sphaerodactylus townsendi, 1888 nucleotides long. It is a transcript of the gene LRRC34, whose product is annotated as leucine rich repeat containing 34. Bases 61 to 1356 code for a protein of 431 amino acids. Lineage: Eukaryota; Metazoa; Chordata; Lepidosauria; Squamata; Sphaerodactylidae. The record is from RefSeq and is a predicted model, not a curated record. Gene Ontology annotation, molecular function: protein binding. The transcript is spliced from 11 exons.
GUUUAUCUAAGAAGAGUUUGAUGAGCUCACAUUGACCUCAGAGAUCGUAACAAUCCCAGUAUGGACAGCUUUGUGUUCCCAUCAAGCUCAACUCAGGUAGCCAUGGAGAAACCUCUAAGCCUUGACCAGCAGUAUUCUCAAGCCUGCCUAGAACUGCAGCUGCCAGAGAACCCGUUCAUAUUCAGCAUUUUCCAGGAAGCGGCGCUAGAUGAUGACAUAUUGACCAAAAAUAUAACUAUAAAGAUAGCUGGAAAUAACCGUCUGAUUCCUGUAGUGAAGGUUACAGAUGAAGACUUCCAAGCUCUGGCUGUAGUCUUUUCAAACAAUGCGUUUCUUACAGGACUGGACCUUCGGUACAACCGGUUAACGGAUGAUGGCGCAGCCCUCAUAGGUGCUUUCCUUCAGGACAAUCGGACCCUGCGAUACCUCAACCUGAUGUUUAAUGACAUUGGUACUGCUGGAGCAGAAUCCAUAUCUAAAGCACUGCAUAGGAAUGACACUCUGAUAUACCUAAGAAUGACUGGCAACAAGAUCGACAACAAAGGAGGGAUGCACUUUGCAGCGAUGAUGCAGAUCAAUUCAACCCUGCAGAAGUUAGAUCUCGGAGACUGUGAUCUGGGAACGCAGAGUCUGAUCGCGGUGGCCACUGUUUUGAAUCACAACGAAUCUAUCAAAGCCAUAAACCUGAACCGCCCGAUACUAUACAGUGAAGAGGAAGAAUCCACAGUCCACCUCGCCCUGAUGUUGCGAGCCAACAGCACUCUGGUUGAACUGCAUUUGUGUAAGCAUGAAAUGAAGAAUUUUGGCGCUGAACGCUUGUGUGAUGCACUGUAUGAAAACCGCAGCCUGCGGUAUCUUGACAUCAGCUGUAAUAAAAUUACUCGAGACGGAGUCAGAUUUCUGGGGAAGCUGUUAAAGCUGAACGACAGCCUGGAAAUCCUGGAUCUCAAUUUUAACAGGAUAGAAGACGAUGGAGCUUUCUACCUUAGCGAGGCGCUUGCUUUGUACAACCGGACACUUCAAGCGUUAGCAGUGACAAACAACAACAUAACUGGGAAAGGGCUUGUGGCACUUUCUGAGGCAAUGAAAACAAAUCCAGUACUUUCCUAUAUCUACAUUUGGGGCAACAAGAUUGAUGAGUCUGCAUGUGUGGCAUUUGCAGAUCUACUUCAAAGCGGCCGCCUGAAGCCAACCAACACUGACGUUGACCCGUAUGUAGUGGACGGGCACACGUACCUCGCCGAGCUCUCCCAUGGCCUCAAGAGACAUUACUAUUGGACACCGAGCUAUGGAGAACCCGAUAACAAGGAUGCCAAUGCCUCUCUAGCCGUAGCGCCUGUGGACGAGCAUUUGUGAAUCCGAUGGUUUUCUUACAGGUGAACCAUAUAUGAAUUAAAAUUGUAUUUAUUCCCUACCACCCCCCUGGCAGACCCAGCUCAGAGCGGCUUACAUCAGAGUUUAUAAAAUAAGAUAUAUAUAAAUUUAAAACCAUAAAUUACGGUAAAAUCUUACUAUGACAGUUUUUACAAUCUGAUAGCCUAACAUGCUGUCUGGGGGUAAUCUUGACUGGCAGCUACACAAUAACAAGACUGUGCUUGUUGGGUUUUUAUGAUGUGGGUCUCAAUGUAAGACAACUCUCUAGUUCCUUGGAGAAUUCAUCUUUACAGGUGCCAAAUGAUGGAUCAUAAACACUCCGCUGACCCACAAUCGGACAGUUCCGUGAUUGGCAUCUUUGAGACAGCAUUUGACUGUAAUGAAAUCCACUGCAGGCAAUGGGGCUUAACUCACGGCUAAGUUGCCUCUCUCUGUUGCUUUUAUUUUGAAGGUAAAGUUCCAGUCCUUUAGAAAUAAGUGCCUCUGAAAUCAAUAAUAUUUAGUCUCACAUAAA